CAAUUCCGAUUCUUCUUCUUCUUUUUGUCUGUUGUUGUUGUUGUUUGUUCUGCUUCCGGGUUACAUUAUAUUUCUGAUCUAGCUGUCUCGUGGAAAUCUAUGAACGCGACACAAACGUUCAUAUGUCAAUCCGACUUGAUCAACCCUCUGGCCACCAUGGGCCUUCAGAUGUCCUGCAUCCUGGUCCUCUCCCACAUCUUCCACCUCGUCCUCAAGUCCAUUGGCCACUCCGGCCCCAUCGCACAGAUUCUGGCUGGAUUAGUGUUGGGCCCCAGCGGGCUGUCCCGGAUCUCGAAGAUCAAAGAAUUCUUCUACCAGCCAUCGGCUUACGACUACUACUCGGUCAUUGGGUUCUUCUUCAGCAUUAUAUUUACGUUCCAGCUCGGCCUCGAGACAGACAUCCCCUACACCGUCCGGACCAUCCAAACUGCAGCCACUGUGGCAUACUGCGGCAUCCUAUUUAGCUUCGUGUCGGGAGGAAUUGUCUCCAUCUUCCUCUACAAACACCUGGAAUUCAUUGGCAGCAACUACUUUGUUUAUGGCUUGUUCGUGAUCAUGAUACUGGCGGACACAGCCCCACAGGGAACUGCCCGCAUGGCAGCCGAGCUCAAGAUUGCGACCUCUGAUGCUGGCCGAUUGGCUGUCUCCUGCUCCCUGAUCAACGACCUAUCAUGCAUUCUGUUAUUCUGCCUGAUAGUCAGUCUCAACUCCGGGAAAGGAUUUGGGCAUGGGAUUGUCUGCCUCCUGAUAACCAUUGGGAUGAUAUUCAUCAUCAAGUACUUGGUGAAGUGGUUCAACCGGCGGAACCGGAAUCAGAAGUAUUUAAAAAACACGGAAGUCUUUGUAAUUUUAUCUCUCGUGAUUGCGCCCUCAAUUAUCAUUGAGUUGAUGUCCUUUAACAGCAUGGUGAACUGUUUCCUGAUAGGCCUCAUGUUCCCUAGGGAGGGAAAAUCCGCACGAACUUUAUUGUUCAAGCUCAGUUACUCGCUUCACAACUUCAUACUCCCGAUUUAUUUCGGAUACAUUGGGCUUCAGUUCAAUGCUGAGUAUUUAGGAAAAGUGAAAAACGUGGUGCUCGUCUUGAUCAUAGUAGGGCUGAGUGUUUUGGGGAAGAUUUGUGGGACCCUUGCAGCUUACCAGUAUCUGAAGCUUCCAUUGAAUGAGGGACUCGUUAUGGGUUUUCUCUUGAACUUGAAAGGGCAUGCCGACCUUGUCCUCCUCGGUGGCAUCUCGAAACUCAUCACAUGGACUUUGAGAUCGCGUGAUCUGCUGACAAUAACAAUAGUACUGAACUCAGUUAUAUCAGGUAUAGGCAUUGCUGUCUUCAUGAGAAGAGAGGAAGCGAGACUGGCCCACAGGUACCGUUUCCUUGAGCCACAGGAUACUGACCAGGAGCUUCGGGUCCUCGCCUGCGUGUACGGGUCCCGUCACCUGGCAGCCACGAUUGCGGUCAUCUAUGCCCUCAGAGGAUCCAAGACCGCGCCCAUCGCCCCUUACCUGAUGCACCUAAUCGAGCUCUCUGAGAAGCAGAAGUCCUUGAAGUCGUACCACGAGCUUGAGGAAGAUGAGCUUAACAGCGAGGAAAAUUAUGGUGGGAAUGAUGUGCUCGAGAUCAAUGAUGCUGUGGAUGCCUUUGCCGUCGACAAUAAGAUUUUGAUCCACCAGCUUAAAGCCGUAUCAUACUUUUCCACCAUGUACGAGGAUGUCUGUGAUGGGGCCGAGGAUCUCCGGGUCUCGAUCGUACUGAUCCCUUUCCAUAAGCACCAGCGGAUUGACGGGAAGAUGGAGAGCGGGAAGGAAGGGAUCAGAACAACAAACCAGAGGAUCCUCCGCCAUGCCCCAUGCUCAGUGGGAGUCAUUGUUAGCCGGGGCCCUGCCGGAGUCCCAGGUUUCACACAGAUCCUGAGCGGUUCAGUACAGCACGUGGCAUGCCUCUUUUUCGGCGGGUCUGAUGAUCAGGAGGCCCUAGCCUGCAGUAAGCGAAUGGCUGCCCAUCCAAUGGUGAAUUUGACGAUUAUCAGGUUCGUGUCCAUGUCCUCGUCCCUGUCUGCGGGCUCAUCAAACGUGGAAGAUGAUGUCUACUUUACAGACUUUUACAACAGGUACAUAAGGUCGGGGCAGAUUGGGUACGUGGAGAAGCACGUGAGGAACGGGGCAGAGUCUCUGGGAAUCCUCAGAGAGAUCGGGGAGAUGUAUUCUCUAUUCAUAGUAGGAAAAGGAAAGAGGGGGCACUCCCCGAUGACGACUGGCAUGAGCGACUGGGAAGAAUGUCCCGAGCUCGGGAUUGUUGGAGACAUCCUGGCUUCCUCAGAGUUUAACAUUGGAGGCUCGGUUCUCAUAAUUCAGCAGCAUAGGAACACAAAUGUUUAAUGGUUUUCUUUAAACGAAAGCGAUUUGGUUUUAAGGACAGCAGCAAUAGACUUCUAUAAUAAUUAGAAAUUUUUUAACAUGCUUGAUCAGUGCACGUUGGUCUUAAA
Messenger RNA from Punica granatum (pomegranate), 2477 nucleotides. The record is from RefSeq and is a predicted model, not a curated record. NCBI's taxonomy places the organism in Eukaryota, Viridiplantae, Streptophyta, Magnoliopsida, Myrtales, Lythraceae.